CCAGACUUAACAGUAAACGAUACGAAGAACCCUUUUUCUCCUUAGCAUCACUGUAAUUGUAGUUCCCAAGAGAAAUCCAAAAUCUAUAUUUAUUCUUCUCAAAACCCUUUCUUUAUUCUACCAAGAUGGGUGAGGAAUCGCAGAAUCCAAUUCCUCAAGCUUACCAUAAUAAUUCAUCAUUAUACACAAUUGCAACGGACAUUGAAUCUGCUGCCCAGAAUGUCCUUCUACGUGAACAAGAAAUUGAAACCCAGAGAGUCAUACAAGGUCAAAGAGAGGCAGCAGAAGCAGGUGCACUUCCAAAAGAUGAUAAAGAUAUUUUUGCUGAACGCCGUGAUCCUAAUGCACUAAAGGAGCAUCUCCUAAAAAUGACCACCGAACAUCGCUCAGAAAUGGCAUCAAAGCAUGGGAAACCUGCUGUUUCUGAACAAGGUCAUGUAGAAAUUGGUAAUGGUUAUGGUGUACCAGGUGGAGGUGCAUAUUAUGGUUCUUUGAGGCCUGAGCUUGAUAGAGAGUCAGAAAAGAAGCCUGCUACUAGAGAACUUCCUGCGUACCUUGAGCAGAAGUUGAGAGCAAGGGGUAUUCUUGAUAAUGACACAGAAAAAGGCUGUCUGUCAAAUGAUGAAAAUAAUCAACCUGUUGAAGUUGGAAAGUUGCCUCCUGGAUGGGUAGAAGCAAAAGAUCCCGCCACUGGUGUUUCAUAUUAUUACAAUGAAAGCAUUGGAAAGAGUCAGUGGGAAAGGCCGAUUGAAUCAUCUUUAAUUACGCACAUUCCAUCACUUCUACCUCUUCUAGGGGACUGGGUGGAGUCGGUAGAUGAAACUACUGGCUAUAAAUAUUACUACAAUACGAAGACCCAUGUAUCACAGUGGGAACAUCCUGAUUCAUCUCAGUUUGUUGCCUCACAAAAACAAUCUAACAGCACAGAUUCCGGAAAUUAUCUUGCUUGGGAUGGUCAAUCGUCUGAGCUAAAGAAAUGCAUGGGAUGUGGUGGAUGGGGAGCUGGCCUUGUGCAGGCAUGGGGCUACUGCAAUCAUUGCACAAGAGUUCUCAAUCUUCCAGAGGGUCACAGCUUAACAUCUAGCUCGAACAACCAGCAGCAGAGCAGUAAAAUUGGGAAUAUCAAAGUUGAUAUUGAUAGAAAGGCUUCACAGCAUAGGUUCAAUUGGAAACCUUCUAUGGGCAAAGGAAAUAUAAAGGAUGGCAGAAAACGUGCCUACACUGAAGAUGAUGAGUUGGACCCCAUGGACCCAAGCUCUUAUUCAGAUGCUCCCCGUGGUGGCUGGGUUGUUGGCCUGAAAGGAGUGCAGCCACGAGCAGCUGAUACCACUGCUACGGGUCCUCUAUUUCAGCAGCGGCCAUACCCAUCACCUGGAGCUGUCUUGCGAAAGAAUGCUGAAAUUGCUUCACAAACCAAGAAAUCUAGCUCUCACUAUGCACCCAUCUCCAAGAAGGGGGAUGGGAGUGAUGGGCUAGGUGAUGCUGAUUGAGGAUCUGAUGUGAGUGAACUGAAUUUGGGGAAAUGGAUGGUCACUUUAGGGCAAGAAUAUCUGAGCAGAAGAACUAUGUUGCAUCUGUAAGAAAAGUAUAAUCUUCUGAGCUAGAGUGAAAAAGGAACGUAGUCCAUGAUGGUUAUGUAUUUAUGUUCUCGAGUUUACCUAAAAUUUUGCUUGUCUGGAACAAGUUGGAAUCAGUUUCAUGGCUGUCCAAAUUGCAAGAGCAUUAAUAGCCUGUCUGUCUCCGGACAAAAUGAAACAAAUUCCAAUUCUAGUCUGGUCAGUGAUUUGAUGUAUUUACUUUCUUCUUUGAUUUCUUUUUGUAUUUGUUUUUUGUCUUCUAUUUUUGUUAGUGUUUAUCUAAUGGCAUAGUAGGUGUAAGUUCUGGUGUAUAAAAUUUUUCUUUUCUUUUUCUUUUCUUCAAACCAGAUUAAUGAAAUUUAAAUGAAUAUGAUA
Ricinus communis (castor bean) is the source of this 1952-nucleotide messenger RNA. Its product is annotated as polyglutamine-binding protein 1. The transcript is spliced from 12 exons. Lineage: Eukaryota; Viridiplantae; Streptophyta; Magnoliopsida; Malpighiales; Euphorbiaceae. Gene Ontology annotation, cellular component: cytoplasm; nuclear body. Bases 126 to 1490 code for a protein of 454 amino acids. Gene Ontology annotation, biological process: alternative mRNA splicing, via spliceosome. Gene Ontology annotation, molecular function: ribonucleoprotein complex binding; protein binding. The record is from RefSeq and is a predicted model, not a curated record.